Messenger RNA from Neltuma alba, 1088 nucleotides. RefSeq names its product coiled-coil domain-containing protein 115. The transcript has 8 exons. The record is from RefSeq and is a predicted model, not a curated record. Bases 133 to 825 code for a protein of 230 amino acids. Lineage: Eukaryota; Viridiplantae; Streptophyta; Magnoliopsida; Fabales; Fabaceae. Gene Ontology annotation, biological process: vacuolar proton-transporting V-type ATPase complex assembly.
UUAUCGAGCUUGUAACGUGAGAUCCUCGGGCUUCAUUUUCUUCCUCAGAAAUUAGCAACACGAAAAUCGAAGUCGAAGUUUGAAGUUCUCCUCCACAGAGCUGCCCCAGUCAGAAGCUGCUGGUGAAGUCCCAUGGAAGAAGAAGAUCGGAGUCAGAAAGAAACAGGAAAUGAGCCGCGGGAAGUAGAUAGAGCACAACCACAACAGCUGCAACUGCGACGACCACGGCUCCAUCCUGGAGUGGAAGAGAAACUUGUCUUGCAAUUCAUGGAUUCUAUGCAUAAUUACCUUUCCCUCUUUGAUGCGUUGUCUUCGACACUUCGUCAGGGAUGGCUGGAUUUAGCAAGUGCUCGACACUCUAUGGGUGGCUUACGCAUCAAUAGUUCUUUAUUGAACAUGAAACUCCAUUCAGCUGCUACAACAGUGAAGAUAACCCAAUAUGAUGAUGUUGCGGUUGAUUCCGUUGCAGUACAACCAUGCUUCACUUUGCGCAAAUGGGUAUCAUCUGAACAUGGAAAUAGUCAAUUAGAAGAUAACAAUGUGCAUCUCCAUGAGAGUGAUGGUAUUCUGCAAUCAUCUGCUGAAGAAAAUGCUGAGGUGACUGUUUCAAAGAACUUGUCUGAAUUUGCAGACAAUGAUCAAUUUUGUAAGGAGCGAUCCAAAUCACUGUCAAUGUUUGGAAUUUUGAUUUCCCCAAAGCUUCGAGCCGCCCGGUUGUCAUUUGAGAGAGCACUAGAGACGCUUGUAGCAAUAGCAAACAUGCAGUCCUCUGUGCUAUAUUCUUUUCAUCAACUUCAUCAAGAGGCGGAAGAUAAUAAAAGAUGAAAAAGUAGGAAUUUUUCAGGUUGCCGAUAUGGUCUGAGUGAUUUAAUUUGUCUCCGUGAGAUUCUUCAUCAGCUUUAAACGGUUGGCCUCGAAAUGACACCAAUCCUUCCAAAUAGCAAGUGCCAUUUGCGGGUCAUUUUUCUGGACCUUAAUUCCACAAUGUAAUGAAGAGAUAGGAACUUUCCUUAUUAUAUUUUGUUGCAUUUUUCUCAAAUGUCUUUGCUACAUUACAAAUUGCAAAAGUUGGGAGAUGUUCUCAUCAA